UUUCACCGUACUGUUUCGCCAUCUUGCGGACGCCUGUAGCAACUACAUCGCGCUGUACCGCUCUCGCACGCGGCACGGUCGGCCCCGGAACGAACCCCACUCACCUGGUGCCGUCUCGCUCCGUCCGCGUACAUGCGGUUUCCGCACAGCAAUGCCCUCGAGCCGUACGGGUGUGUGCGUGUCGCUGUCCGCGGUGGAACACGACAGAAAGAGCAAAGGAAUCGUUUCGUCGCGGUUUCGGUUUGUUCGUCCCAUUAUUUCCCGUUUUUUCCCAGCAAAAUCGUGCAAUAACCUAACAAAUAGACAGUGCACGGUGCAGCGGACGUGGUGCACCGUUAGUGAGCGUGCGGGUGAAAGUUCGGCAGCAGCAGCAGCAGCAGCAGCUUCAUCGAUCCGGCCCUUUACUUAUUCGGUCUGGUGCAAACAGUGUAGCGCGCAAAAGUGUGGCUCCCUAGAGCGUGGUGCCGUAGGUAGUGUGUGGUGGUGUUGCGGAGUGAAGGUGUACCAGCAGCAGUAGCAGCAGCAGCAAGAAUUAUCGUCGCAGUUUGCCGCAGUUGGCCCCGCUCCGUCGGUCGAAGUGGAGUCGCCGCGCCGCGAAGAAGCGUUCGAAGCGAGUGUGUGACGACGCCACACACAUCUUUGUCUCUCCCGGGCGGCCAGGCAAACGAUGGCGGCGAUGCUGGUGUGCAAUCAACAUCGUAGCAGCAGCAGCAGCAGCAGCCGCAGCCGAGGCAACAACAACAGCAACGUCGUCGUCGUACGCGGCAGCAAGCUGCUAGUGUCGUGAUAGUGGUGGAAUUGAUUGAGUAGUGUGCGUGCGUCCCUGCAUAUGUGUGUGUAUGUGUGUGUGUGUGUGCUUGUGAUUGCCGCAUGGGCCGACAAGAAAAGUUUAGUGUUUGCGGUAGCGCCUGUGUCUCUCCACGCCUCUUCUCUUCCUCCCCCCACGAGCGGAGCCAGCCAGCCUGCGCAACUAGUAGUAGUGCGGAAAAGUCCGGAAAAUAAGCAGUGAAUAGAAGAAGCAAUAGAAGAAGAAGAAGAAGAAGGGAAAAAUCCCGCAGUGGUGUUACACACACGCCUCGGAAACCUCGCCUCGCGUUGUAGAGCAUCACGUGUGUGUGAGUGUGUGUGAGUGUAUGUGUCUGUGCAGCAGCGUGUAUGUGUAUAGAGUGUAGUGAAUUUGUAUGUGCACCACCGGGCGUACCAUACUGCUGAUUCGCGACGGAUAAAUCGCGGAUCAAUUCACAAAGAGUGAAAAAGAAAAAGAAAGAGAAAGAAAGAGAGGGAGAGAGUAUUGUUUACCGAAAAAGAUCGUUUGUGUACCAGUGUAUGUGUGUGUGUCAGUGAAAGGGCCAGCGUGCACGGGAAGAAUACGGGAAGAAAAACUUAGUGAGUGUGUGUUGUUUUUUUCUUCUGUCGUUCCCUCUCGCCUCUAUCUCUCUCCCCAGCAAAGAGCCGAUAGAGCGUGUGAGUGUGUGUCAACGCGCGCGCGUGUGUUUGUAUGUAUGGGGGGCGGGCUGUGUGUGCGCAGCGAAAUGUAUGUAUGCCACGAUAAUGAUGGCGGUUGCGAAUGCGAUGAUUGAUAAGAAUGUUGUGCGACCGUCCGCAUCGUCGUCAUCACCAGCAGAAGCAACAGCAACAACAGCAGCAGCAGCAGCUUUAUCAUCAGCAACAGCCCCGUCAUCAGCCCCCACCCUUCGUGUGUGGUAGUGUGUGCGCGCGGGUGCCAAAGUCAUCCAAUUUAUACCAAAUCCCUUCGCGUCUCGUCGGCGGCUUAGUGGAGCGUGUGCGCGCGCUUGCGUUCGCGCAUUAGUGUGCGUGUAUAUUUGCCUGUGUGUCUGUGCCGUAACGGCCGGAGGAGAACGGCCUCUUUGUGUAUCGGAGGGCCGAAAGGCGCCCCAGUGUGAUUGUGUGAGUGUAUUGUGUGUGUGAUUACGGUGAAUUCGCAUACAACAGUAGCAGCAGCUGCAGCAACAAAUCCCCUUCGGUGCAGCGAAUAUUGCUUACAAACCAGCGCCAAACCAUCAACACACACACACACAUCCGGGGAAACAGGAAGUGCGAAAGCACCAUUUCCUCGUCCAAACUCCCGGAACCGACCGAGGUGUGUGUGUGUGUGGGGCACGGCUUUGCUUUGGUGCAAACGACACGACGCCACCUUUCGAAAACGGCCGAACGCGCAUACCCAGCAUUAGGAUAGCAACAAAAUUAGCAUGGAAAAGGCAAAGGCGUACAUCAAGAACGAAUUACGUGGGGGCUCCCUAGCGCAGCCGGAGCCCCCGCCACCACCGCCGCACCAUCAACACCACCAGCAACAACAGCAGCAUCCGCAACUGCCUCCACAGCACCACCACCACCAUCAGCCGCCCAUCCCGAACGCGUCCGCCCAUCCGUACCAUCCGCACGCCCAGCAGCAGCAGCAGCAGCAUCCUCAUCUGCAGCAUGGUCACGGACCAGCGCCGCCAGCGUCCCAUCCGGCCCACCUGCUACCGGCCGUACCCCAGCACAGUACGCCGGUGUCGGCGGCGGCCUACCAUCCCCACCAUCCACCGGUCACCGGCGCCCGGUCGCCCUCGGUCGUCUCAAUGGACGAUCCGGCCAACAUUUGCUACGUGUGCGGCGCGCACGGCGCCCAGGACAAGUACUAUCUGCGGGUGCGCCAGAACCCGGACAACCCGGCCGAGCCGCACUUCCCGCUGCUCGAGUCGCACACACCGCCGGCCGGCGUGCCGGCCUGGACGCCGGCCAAGGUGGGCGUCCGGUCCUGCUACCUGUGCUUCACGACCUUCGCCCAGCAGUGGGACUACCACGAGCGGGAGGGCAAACCCCUGUCCCAGCGGCUCUACUGGUUGAAGCGCACCGACGACAAGAACUACAUCGGGGCGGAGAUGAGCAGCCAGGGCGAGUAUGCGGCCCAGGUGCUCGGGCUGAGCGCGGACCAUCUCGGCGGCGGCAUUCCCGCCGGCUACGGAGCAGCCGGCCAGCCACCACCGCCCGGACCACCAACCACUGGACGGGGGAUGGGGCCGGACAGGGAUGGCCGUCCGCCAGCGGGACCACCGCUGCCCGGGCCGGCGUACUCCUCCCCACUGCCGACGGUGCCGCGCAACGACAGUCCGCUGCGUGGCAGCAGCGCUCCGCAGCGGAACGAUUCGCCACAAUCGAAGGGCGGAGGGGAGGGAGGUUCCAGCACAACCUCGACCGCUCCCCCAUACCAUCCGGCGAAGCGCUUCUUGGAGAAUCAUCUCGCCAGUCAGCAGCAGGCAGGCGCCACCACGAACGCACCCGCCAACAGCAACAGCACCGUCCAGCCGCAACCACCGGGGGCGGCGACGGGGGCUACGGCGCCAGCACCGACGUCACGUCCGUCGAGCCGAAACGAAAAGUCGACGACGCCACGGCCCAGCACGCACGACAGCCCGUCGCCCGUGCCCUCGCCGGCCGGUGCCAGCCUGCGCUACGAUGGACGCAAGAUGUCCUCCUUUGCGCACCACAAGCUCAAGAUGGUGAACUACAACAAUGCGGGCGCGGCGGAACACCAUCGGAACCAUCUGGGCACGGGGGGCGGUGGUGGGCCACUGUCGUCCUCGUCCACCUCCUCCCAUUCGGCACAGCAGCAGCAGCAGCAGCAGCAGCAGCAGCAACAGCAGCAGCAACAUCAAUUAAGGCUCGAGGAGGAAGGCGCACUGGAUCUAAGGAACUCGGCCACCGGCAGCAUGCUCGGUGGCUCGUCGGUGGGCGGCAUGCUGGCGGAGGAGAGCAGUCUGCGGGGCAGUGGCAGCAACAGCAACGGUAGCACCGGCAGCACCGGCACGGACAUACUGGACCUCUCCAUGCCAGACAAGAACUCGAUGACGGAGGUGUGCUACGUGUGCGGCGACGAGCAUCGGCGGGGGAGCCUGAUGGAGAUCGCGACCGUCAAGCCGAAGGACGUGAAGGACCAGGAGAAGCCGUACUUUCCGAUUUUCGACGAAACGCACGCUCGACCGGCACGAUCGCGUCCGAAGGAUCCGAAAGGAAUGGUGCAGGCGUGCAAGGCGUGCCACCAGUAUCUGCUCAACCAGUGGCAAUCGUUCAACAUUCGUUCAAUACCCGAGGCUCAGCGGAAAUAUCAAAUCCGGAAACGCCAAAACACUCAGGAACGGUCGGCCACGUUCGUGUGCUACACGUGCGGUGCCGAUACGCCGUCCUCGCAACUACGCUUAGUGUACUGCUGCCCGAACGCGGAGCGGGAACCGUACUACCCGUUCAUCAAAUCCCUGAAAGCACCGACCAAUGCUAGUCCAAUAAGUCCACAAGGGAUGGUGCAAAUAUGUUCCACGUGCAAUAAGAAGAAUGCCCACCGAGCGGAGGGGGGCACGGUUAGCAAUGUGGACGAACGUUAUCCGUCGCCGACGAAAAUGACGUCUAGUGUGAUAAAUGAGGUUGUACGAUAUAAGCCUUAUGAAUUUGCCUCCGCACUGCCCGGCGGACCACUGCGGGACCAGAAGGGUAAUCGAAGGGAUUCAAGACCAAAUACACCACCUCACCUGCAAGGGCCAGUGGAAAAUGGCCACGGUCAUCAAUGUACCAUUUGUAAGAAUACGUUUCCUGCCACAUCGAUGGAGUAUCUGUCCACCAGUGCCGAGCACAUGAACUCGCACGCGAUGCAUUUUCCCUGUCUGAAAGGGAGCAACGACCAGAGCCGGGUGCUGGCGUGCAAGAACUGUGUCGAGAAGCUCACGGUCCAGUGGGAAACGAUGGACGCUCAGCGCGUACCGCUCGAGCACAGGAAGUACAUCAUCCCUUCGCCAACUCCCAACUCUGCCUCGAUAUCGCCGGGCGGCGGCAGCCUAGUUCGGCCGCAGUCUAGUGUCGGUGGUACGCCCCCGUCCACACCGGCAUCUACCGUGCCGAGCACCUCGGUGUACUGUUUCAUCUGCGGGUUGCAUUCGGAGCUGAGCUUCGCCCGUUUGCUGUAUGCCAACAAGGAGGGAUCUCGGCCUUACUUCCCGUUCCUGUUGAAGCACAAAUCGCCACCGAAUGCGGAGCAAUUGCGUGGUGACAGUUCGGCGCUGGUAUGUACCUUCUGUUACCACUCGCUGCUGAACCAAUGGCGAAAAUACGAGGCACAAAGUAGCAACCCUCCACCGAGCGAGCGGGAGUACAACUUUCACGAUUACUGCUGCCAUCUUUGCGGCAUUACGACGUACCGGAAGCGCGUACGGGCACUUCCAAUACGGGAGUAUCCGUUCGUCGCCAAUCGAAAGUGUGAUGGCAUACUGCUGGAAAACGGUGACUAUGCAGUGGUAUGCCUGGAUUGUUACGAAAGUUUAAGGCAACAAUCGGCCGAGUACGAUCGGUUUGGUGUGGCGAUUGAAAAGCGAGAGUACAACUGGGUUGCUCAGCCGCCACCGCCAGAGGACAGUCCGGAGGUGUCGGUAGCACGCCUACCGAGCGGCGAACGGUCCGACAAGGCGAUCAAAAAUUCUCAGGGUGGACUUCGCUCGGCACCAAAUAAGAAGAACUGUUCGCCAAAGGUCACGAACGACAAACGAGAUGCACUACAAUCGAAACUAGCACAGAAGCGUCCCGUCACUAGCCCGGCACCGCCCGUCCUGUCCUCCUCCGCCCAGCAGCAGCAGCAGCUGCUGCACCAUCCGUCUUCCUCGCCACACUCGAACCAUCUGCUAGGCGGCCCGAACCACCAUCUGCCGCCGGGCGCCUCGCCCGGUUUGGUGCCGCCCCCGCAGCAGCAGCAGCAGCAGCAGCAGCAGGCCCCGCUCGGUGUGCCGUCGGUGGCGCACGGGGGUGGAUCGGGCGCCAUCCACGCGUCACCCAACGCCCAAAACCCUUCGUCCGGUGGACGCAGCAGUAGUGGUGGUGGGGGAGGCGGAGGAGGUGGUGGAGCAGGAUCGUUUGCUGCCGCGCUGCGUAAUCUCGCCAAGCAGGCGGACGUCAAGGAAGACGAACCGUCGGGUGCAGGUGGUGGUGGUGGAGGCGGCGGUGGUGCACCAGGGGUAGGAGGCGGAUCGAGUGGAACCCGGACCGGGAGGUGGUGGUGGAGGAGGUGGUCGAGACAGAGAUCAUCGCGAUCGGGACCGGGAACGAGAAGGAGGUGGCAACGGAGGAGGAGGAGGUGGAAUGCAGCUGGACGGUCGGGGCAACGCGAUGCCAUCGAUGGUGGUGGACAGGCGCGGGAGGACGCGCGGGGGAACAUUAUCAGCGACGGCGGCAGGAUACGAAGCGGGGACGGGGGGCGGGACAGUCGGGGAGGCGGCGUCGAUGCGGCCAAGAAGCAGCAUCAGCAGCAGCAACGCUCCUCGCCGCAACCACCGGAGAAGAUGCCGCGCCUCAAUCCGCCCAGCUCGAAUACGAUCCAGUCGGAACUGCUGGCCCGAAGCGGAUUUCAACCGUACAGACCGGACGAACGGCUAGCCCAUCCGGCCGGUGCGUUUCCGAUCGAUGCGUACUCGGCGUUCGGCUCCAUUCCCGGCAUGCCACCAGCAAAUCUCUUCAACCCGGCCGCACUGGCGUACCACGAUCCGGCCAUCUAUCUCGAUCCGCGCUACCAGAUGCUGCGGGCCAGCCACCAUUCGGCCGCAGGGCACCCGCUCUACCCGUCGCUACCCUACCCGCCCAACCUGUACGGCAUGCUGCCCGGCAUGGGCAUGCAGAGCAUACACGAGCGCAUGAAGCUGGAGGAGGAGCACCGGGCCGCUCGGUUGCGCGAGGAGGAGCGGGCCCGGGAAGCGCGCGAGGCGGCGAUCGAGCGGGAGAAGGAGCGCGAGCUGCGCGAGCAGCGCGAGCGGGAGCAGCGCGAGAAGGAGCAGCGCGAAAAGGAGCAGCGCGAGAAGGAGGAGCGCGAGCGGCAGCAGCGCGAGAAGGAGCAGCGGGAGCGCGAGCAGCGCGAGAAGGAGCGCGAGCGGGAAGCGGCCCGCGAGCGCGAACGGGAGCGGGAGCGGGAGCGCGAGCGAGAGCGCAUGAUGCACAUGAUGCCCCACUCGCUGCCCCGGCCGUUCUUCUCCAUUCCCGGCCUGCCGCCCGGCCUGUCCGCACCGCUCGGGCUGGGCAUGCGGCCCCAGGGCGGUCCGCUCGGGCUGCCCUCGCACCAUCCGCUGCACCCGUCGCUCGGGCUGAGCAUGGGACUGGGGCUGCCACAAGUGCCGCAGCCGCCGGCCGGCUCGUCGCUCAAUCUGUCGCACCCGUCGGCGGGCAUGGUGCCGCAGCCGCCCCCGCCCGGCAGCGCGCUGGGCCACCCGUCGAUACCGACCAGCCUGGCGGCGGCGGCCGCCGCCUACAGCCACAGCAUCGCCUCCACGAUGAGCUCGUACCACUCGUCGAUGGCGCACAUCGGCGGGCUGAAUCUGUCCCACACGGCAGCGCUGGCCAACGCGCAGAACCUCAGCCUGGCCGGUCACAUUCCACCGCCCGCCCACGGUUCGCUCAAUCUGUCCGCGGGCGGGUCGCCGGUGGCGGUCGUGUCGUCCUCCCCGACGGGCGGCCACCAUCUGGCGUCGCCCUCGCCCCACCAUCAUCUUACCUCACCGCACGGCGCCCCGCUCGCCCUAACGUCGAGCAAAUCCGCGUCCACCCAUCCGUCGCCGCACCCGGCCACCCGUGCUUCCCCGUCCUCGCCCAUCGUUGCCACGAGCGGCGGCGGCGGCGGCGGCGGCGGCAGCAACACCCCGAACAGUGCGGCCGCCCCGCACCCGUACUACACUGCCGCCGCGAUGGCCGCCGCUUCGCCACUGUCGCUCAGCAGCAAGGCGCCGCCCCAUCCCCAUUCGGCCCUGUCCUCGCACUCGCCCGUCGGUGCGGGCAGUCACCAUCUGCACCAUCUGCAUCAUCAUGCGGCGCAACAGCAGCCGCCGCCGCCGCCCGGGUCGCAUCCGGGCGCCCAAACGCAACCCCAGCUCUCGCAGCAUCCGCCCGGCGCGAGCGGGCGCAGCAGUGCGGUCAUAACGCCGCCCAGCACGCACCAUCAGGCGGCCGCGGUCGCCGCCCACCAUCACCAUCUGCAGCACCAUGCGGCGAUGGUGGCGGCGGCGGCGGCCGCCGCUGCAUCCCAGGAGCAGCAGCAGCGUUCCUCCUCCUCCCAGCAACAUCGCGGGCCGGGGCGGCGGCGUCGGGACCACCACCACCAACGCAUCGUCUAGAGCAACCGCCACAAGUAGUGGCUGCCGCUCCCACACAGCAGCAACCAUUGCCACCGGCGCCCGCGGCGGCCCCAUCUGCCGGGGUGCAACUCACGGAAC
Molecule: messenger RNA, 8234 nt
Organism: Anopheles merus
Lineage: Eukaryota; Metazoa; Arthropoda; Insecta; Diptera; Culicidae
Gene: px
Source: RefSeq, a predicted model, not a curated record